AUAAUAGCGAAUCUUCUAGCACUGCAGCUAGAAGAAAAGCUACUGAAAAAUCUGUAGAUGAACAACAUGCGAAAAAAAUACGGAUAUUCAUGCUCAAAAAAGGCAUUGAGGAGGAAUGUGGAGCAAACUACAAGCAUGAUGGAGGAACCAGUAAUAUGAAAUUCCAUCUUCGAACAAAACAUGGAAUUUUGGGACCAGAUGACCUUAUACAAGAUUCCAAUAAACGGCAAUUACAAAUAGAUAAAAUGAUUAGAAAAGUGAUCUGGGAUGGUGUAGAACGAAUUGCUUGCUUUGCCCACACUUUUCAGCUAACAGUCACUCAGCGUGGUAAGGCCACUUCGGUUCCAGUUCAAUUAUUCGAUUCUGAUGACCAUCCAUUAUCUGAGUUUGUCGACUAUGAUAUGUUAACAUCGGAUGAAUUUGAAGAGGGUGCAACUAAUAUUGAAGAUGAAAUGUCAUCUGAAAAUGAAAGUUUUGAAGACGAUAACUCGGAUGAUACAAAUGUUCAACAAUCGGCU
Molecule: messenger RNA, 518 nt
Organism: Ambispora leptoticha
Lineage: Eukaryota; Fungi; Glomeromycota; Glomeromycetes; Archaeosporales; Ambisporaceae
Source: the annotation of a GenBank genome assembly